Podarcis lilfordi (Lilford's wall lizard) is the source of this 8323-nucleotide messenger RNA. Lineage: Eukaryota; Metazoa; Chordata; Lepidosauria; Squamata; Lacertidae. The record is from the annotation of a GenBank genome assembly.
CACGCCUCCUCUCCUCGCGCUCCGACGUCAAACUGGGCCAGCUCAGACCCCGCCCCUUCGCCCAGGGAGGCUGCGCAUGCGCCCUCGGCGGGAUCGGGGCGGGGCUUCUGUCGUUCACGUGAUCCCUCCCGGGGCGAGGUCACGUGCCGCAUCAUGGCUGCGCCCAGGCGCCUCUUCCGGAUGCGGCGGCGGCUGCUCCUCCUGCCCUUGCUGGGCUUCUGCCUGGCGGCGGCGGCGGGAGGCAACAGCGGGGAGCUGCCGGCGGUGUGCGGCGGAGGCUGCUGCCCGGGGCGCGUGCGGAACGGCUCCGCGGUGGCCGCGCAGUGCGCCUCCAGGCCGGGCGCUCGGCUGCGGGGCCGCUGCUGCUGCUCGGGAGGCCAGGCCGCCGCCGCCGCCGCGGUGGUGCUGGGGUGAGUCCGGCCCGGGAGGGAGCCGGGGGGCUGCAGCCAAAGGAAUCCCCGCCGUGUUUGAAAAGGGGACCCUUCCCGGACAUGAUUCAGUUUUUAGCGGAGGGAGGGAUGAAGACGCAGGUCUCUGUCACCGAAUCGGAUGUCAGCAUGCCGGGAGGGGCGCUGCUUUCUGUUAAUGUGUGGUUUUUAUGUCCUGGAUGCUUUAGUUGAGAUUCCUACCUCGCAGGAAUUUGGACUGGAUGACCCUUGGGGUCCCUUCCAACUCUACUAUUCCAGGAUCUAUAAUUCUAUGUAUCUUGUGCUUUUAUGCUGGGUUUUAGAAUCAUAGAAUGGUAGAACUGGAAGGGACUCCCAAGCAUAGCUGUCAACUUUUCCCUUUUCUUGCGAGGAAUCCUAUUUGGAAGAAGGGAAUCUCCCUUAAAGAAAGGGAAACGUUGACAGCUAUGGUGCUCAAGGAUCACCUAGUCCAAGCCCCUGCAAUGCAGCAGUGUCAAUAUGCAGGCCCCAAUCCACUUUGAACCUACACCAGACUUUGCUUAGCUUUGCAAAUAGUAGCUUUAUCCUUGAGUGAAGGGCAGUAUAUACAUUUAAUAAAUAAAUGCCUGAAGAACAGAAUGCAUAAAUAUUUAUUUUAUUUAUAUCCCACCUUUUCCUCCAAGGACCUCAAGGCCUUGGUUCUCCCCUCCCCAUUUUAUCCUCACAGCAACCCUGUGAGGUGGGGUUAGGCCAGGCUUCCUCAAACUCGGCCCUCUAGAUGUUUUGAGACUACAGUUCCCAUCAUCCCUGACCACUGGUCCUGCCAGCUAGGGAUCAUGGGAGUUGUAGGCCAAAAACAUCUGGAGAGCCAAGUUUGAGGAAGCCUGAGUAAGGCUGAGCGACAGGUCCAAGGUUCAUCCAGUGAUCUUCACAGCUAAGCGGGAAUUCAAACUCUGGUCUCCCAGGUCACACUCACAGCACCACUGCCUGGCAUGUGUGCUCCCAAGGGGCAGUCACCUGGGAAAUGUUACCUGUCUCUCUGACCUUAGAUUCUGGCAGCAGGGUAGCUGCUCCAGUUGCCCGAUGUGAAUGCCUUGUCAUAGAUGAUUGUAUUUUAGUGUUUUGUUGGAAGCCGCCCAGAGUGGCUGGGGAAACCCAGCCAGAUGGGCAGGGUAUACCCAGCCAGAUGGGCAGGGUAUAAAUAAUAAAUUAUUAUUAUUAUUAUUAUUCACAGUGGCAAGCGUAGCAGAUGUUGUGCCUCCCAGAUGUUGCUGGACUACAACUCCCAUCAUCCCUUAACGAUUGCCCAUCUUGUCUGGGGCGGGGGGAGGAAAAUGUUCAGCCCACAUCACCGCUUGGACUUGGAUGCACUGCAGAAAAUCUCUUGUGGGCCCUUGGGGAAGAGAUGAUGCUCUCAGGUGGCCCCCAAAAGACUGAUGCCUCUAUCCCCAACCUGAUACACAGUGCCGGAUGAACCCUGUGGAGGCCCCUAGGCAGUCAAAAUCUUGGGGGGGGGGGGGCCUUGCAAUAAUGUAGGCUUCUGAGUUAAUGGGAGUUUCUCUUCCAAAUUAAAAAUUCUUUGAGGAUGAAAUCAAUAUUAUUUUGAUCCGUUGUCGUGGGGCCCCUGGACCGGUGUCUACUCUGGCUAUUUGGUAAUCUGGCACUGCUGAUACGCUCCAGAUUUGUGGGACUAGCACCCCCAUCAGCCCCUGCCAGCAUAGCUGCAUGGUGCUGCUGCUGCUGAACAUCUGGAGGGCACCUGCAUUGCAGUUGGUUGGACUAGAUGACCCUCAGGGUCCCUUCCAACUCUACCAUUCUAUGCUUGGAAGCCUGGAACAGAUUGUGACCUGAUGCUGCUAGUUGGCGGCUGUUCCAAAGGCCCAACGGAAGUGUGAGGCUCUGCAGCUGAGGUUUGGGGUGAGCCCCAUAUUAUUGCUCCACCCCCAACCUUAAAUAAUGCCCCCUCCAAAACUGCUGGAGGGCGAGGGAAGGAAGGGCAGGGACUGGGGACUCCUGUUACCUGAUGCUCCUCUCUCUUUGCCCUCUAGGCUGGAUCUGGGGAACUGCUCGCUGCAGCAGCUGUGUUCCAGCUUCCAGGAGGCCAGCAUGGCUUUGCUCAUGUGAGUCCAUAAACACCUAAGAGGAGCCUGGCUGCUGGAUCAGGCCAGAGGGGCCCCAUCCAGUCCUGCAUUCUGUUCUCACAGUGGCCAGCCAGGUGCCUGUGGAACUCUCUGGCCUUCCAAGCCCUCUUUAGGCUCCUUUGUUCAGGCUGGAUUGGUGGGACGGAUCCAGCUCUUGGGUCCUAACCUGAAGUCGCCUGUCCUUCCCCCCCGGCCUUCUCAGAGGGAGCUGGAAUGACAGAGUUCUGGUCUCUGCUUGGCUUUGAAUUUGCUUGCUCACACGUAACACCAUGCAGAGAUUAGGCUGCCCUGGAAUAGGGUUGAGUCACAGUCUUGGUGCCCCAUUGUACAGAAAAGUAUUAGGAAGGGUGCCUGAGGUUUGUAUUCAAGCACCCUCUUCUGGGUUGUUCAUCUGCACCCCAUUUCAGGCUAGAAAUAAUGCCUCAAUGUGAUACACUUGCCCUGAGGUUUUGGUAGCCCAGUCCCAGAGGCGGCAGUGGCGCCCGUGUAAUGUGCCACACCAAAAAUGGUUAGCAGACCUUGGCAGGAGGUGAAGCGGUGAAUGGGGGUGCAAAGGGGCCCCAGCCCUGUGGCAGAGCAGGUGCCUUGAAUGCAGAAGGCCUCAGGUUCAACCUCGGGGGAGGGCAGAAGCAAGAAGGGCUGGUAAAAGCUUUCAUGCCCCAAACCCUGGAGCCGUGGCUCUCAAAGGGUGCGGUGCAAUGCUAUGAAUCACACACUGCUAGGAGCAGUUUCUUUUCAUUUUCCAAUGUAUUUCUUACCAGUUAAAAAGGUGGUGCAGCCAAAGCAAAUUUUUAUUCUGUGGCGCAGAGAAAAAAGUAUGAGAACCAUUGCCCUAGAGAGCCCCUGUCAGUGGGCCUGACUCUGCAAAAGGCCGUUUCCUGUGUUUCCGUACCAGAGCGCAGGGCCUGACUGUGCUUCCUCCUUCUCAAUGCAGCGACCUGACUGACAACCCUCUGGAGCCUCUCCCUGAAGACGCCUUCCGGGGCUUCACCCAACUGCAGACCCUGUGAGUGGGGUGGAGAGCUGGGCUGGGGGCUCCUGCUUCUCCUGGACUGUGCCAGCUGAGCCUGAGGGUGAUGGCUUCCCCUGGUGCUGCUGCCUCCUGGGAAACAGCAGCUUAGUGGUGGCCGGGAAGCUUUUUGUGGCUCCCGUGGCCCCUUGCUGCAGGGCAGGCCCCUGGGACAUGGCUUCCAAGUCUUGCUGCUGGGACAGUUGGGGGGAAACCAGUCCUGGACUUGGUGAGAUUCAAAAUUCUCCUUGAUCCGCAGAGCUCUGCCCCUGACGCUGGAUUGCCCGGGAGGCAACGAAGGCUGGGACAACGUCACCGUCCAAGGAAGCAGCCGGAUCUGCCACGGCCAGAGGAACCCCUGCAACGGCUCAGGGGGGCUCGGUAUGGAGGGGGUGGGCAGGGGCUGGCCUACUUGGGUGCUGGAGGAGCAGCCUCAUGUGGAAUGGGGGGGGUCAGGGCAGCUGUGGGGCGCAGUAAGCAUCGCUUUGGGAAGCCACCAAAGUCCUUCCUAUAUCCGCCGCACUGAAGGAGCUGCAGGAUGAUGCUGUGUGAAGUGUUGCGUUCCCAAAGCAAGGAAGGAUUGGACUCUGAUUCAUAGAAUACACACGAGGCUUGACCAGCCAGACUCUGGGAGGGGUGGCAAUAAUAAUCCUGUCUAGCCCUUGGCCCAGGUCGUUUUAUUCACAAAAGAAUUUUUUAAACAGUGUUCGUAAGAACCAAUCAGAUUUCCUCUGAGCAUUUCAAAAACCCCACGUGGGACAAAGUCAGAUCAGAAGAAAUCCUGUUAACUACAAAGAAACUAUUUCCUACUUGAGCAUGCAUACGUGGUUAAUUUAAAUAAACAGGAGCCAAGUUAGAAAUGCAUUUAGUGCCCCCAGAGCUCAUAAACCCCUAGGAAAGAAAGCUGCAUUUACCAUCUCCAUGAAAACUCUCUUCCUGGCCCUUAAGAUCUAUCUAAAGCUACACAAAAGCUACAUCAAAGUUACCUCCUAUCUUUAUGGCUCAGGAAGCCUGGUGAAGCCACCAGUCUGUGUUCUAGAAUGCUUUACGUGCCUGUCAGGCGUAGAAAAUGGACAGUAGAGAAGAUGGGGCAGAGAUGCAGAGGCUUGAGGGAUUUGGUCAGAAAUUAUUGUCAACGAAUCAAGCCCAGUCACAGCAAUGCUUUCAUCGCGGACACAAUGGCGUGCUCCAUUUUUCAUAAUUCCUCAUUGCAAUCCCACCUGACCCCCACAGUGUAGGAAUUGGAGCCGUGCUGAGCGCAAAGGUGCACCCAAGGGACACCCUCCUCCUCCAACACCCCUUUUGCAUCAGGAGAGCGUGAAUGCCACACAACGUGCAUUUGAGUGCUGCCAGCACUGGGUCUUCCUGGGCAGGGCUCUCCCUUCUUCAUGGCUGACAAUACAUGACUGUGCAUUCUUAGAGAUACAGCCUGAGGUGCAGGAGUGGGAGGGGGGGGUCUGAACCAUUCAGGGGUUCCAGAAUUGCCCUGUGGACCGAGAGCAACCCACCCUGGGACCUGGCCAUGGUGCCGUGUCUGUUUGGUGUUCAGAUCAGGCCACAAGCAGCGCUGAGAGAGCUCAGGGGAGGGCAGGAAAACAGUCCAGAGUCCAGGGCCAUCCCAGAAUCCCUCAUACCACAUGGCCCAGUUGCUCAGGGCGACCGCCUGUCUCCUUCGAGGCAUAACUCUAGAACGGACCGCGGCAGCUCUUUUGUGUUUCUGCCAAGGGCUAAAGGUAAAGGGACCCCUGACCAUUAGGUCCAGUCGUGGACGACUCUGGGGUUGCGGCGCUCAUCUCGCUUUACUGGCCGAGGGAGCUGACGUACAGCUUCCGGGUCAUGUGGCCAGCAUGACUAAGCCGCUUCUGGCGAACCAGAGCAGUGCACGGAAACGCCGUUUUCCUUCCCGCCGGAGCGGUACCUAUUUAUCUGCUUGCACCUUGACGUGCUUUCGAACUGCUAGGUUGGCAGGAGCAGGGACCAAGCAAUGGGAGCUCACCCCGUCGUGGGGAUUCGAACCGCUGACCUCCUGAUCGGCAAGCCCUAGGCUCUGUGGUUAAACCCACAGUGCCACCCGCGUCUCUUUGGUGUUCCUGCCAAGGGCUGCAGGAGGGGAGGGCAGAUGCAUCUGGCUCGUGGGGCACCAGCUGCCAGGAGCUUCUCCUGCACAAGACCUGUGGCCUUGCGUGGGACGUUCUGCUCAGACCUCGCUGGAACCGAGGGGAGCCCUGCAAGGACCUGGGGAGCUCCCUGGGGGGAGGUCUCAUUGCCUCCACCACCGAGACAUCAUGGCCUGGCCCUGGUAGCCCAAAAGGAGGCUGGUCGAAUCCUGCGUGCAGGUUUCCCAUAACAGGCACGUGGUCGGCCAGUGUAAGAACAGGGCACUAGACUGGAUUUGCCCCUAGCCUGACCCAGCGGGCUUCUCUUCUGUUCUUCUAGAACCUCCAGGUCCAGAGACAGUCUACCUGGAUUCCGAGGUUCUUUGGGUAUUUGGCCACUGUAGGACGAGAUGCUGGACUAGUUGGGCCACUGGCCUGAUCCCGCAGACUCGUCUUAAACAUUCCUCACCUGCAGGAUGUGGGGGAAGUCACGCUCCCUUGUCCUCUUCCUCCCGCAGGCCACCUGUGCCCAAAGGACUCCUUGUGUUCCCACGACGGGCCCGGCUUGCCCCAGUGCCUCUGCACCAGCCCCCACUACGGCUACAAGUGCCUGCGCCAGGUGAGCUGCCCCAGAGGGUGGGGGGCUUUGUGUUUGAGAGGAGGGGUGCAAAGAGGGGGCCGGGGGGUGUGCUACUCAACUGGAGCAGAGCGGCUUUUUUCCUGCCCCAGGAAAGCCUGGGGGCAGGGAGACAGUGGAGGCCAGGAAUGCAGGGCCGCUGCCCCCCACCCUGGCCCAACGGCGGGAGCCCUGCAGCUGUGUGGGCGGCUCAGGGUUGCAGGUUUGAACCCCACGAUGGAAAAAAAGAUUCCUGCAUUGUAGGGGGUUGAACCAGCGUCUUUUCAGCCCUGGCCCCGACUUGGAGGAACGCUCUGUCCCAAGAGACCAGGGCCCUGCAGGAUUUGACAUCUUUCCGCAGGGCCUGCAAGACAGAGCUGUUCCGCCUGGCCUUUAGUCUGGACUCAGUCUGACCCUUAUGUUUCCCUCCCCUUAUGGUCUUGAUUUAUUGGCUACUUUAAAAUGAGGCUGCAUUUUAAAUUGCAUUUUAACCUGUAUUUUAAAUUGGUUUUUUCCCUUAUUAUGUUUUAACUGUAAUUUUACUGGUGUUAGCCGCCCUGAGCCCAGCUCUGGCCGGGGAGGGCGGGGUAUAAAUUAUUAUUAUUAUUAUUAUAUGACCCUCAGGGACCCUUCCAACUCAACCAAUUUAUGAUUCUCUCGUUCCGCAAAAAGACCCUCGACCCAGCCAGGUCCCGCGGCAGCCCCCAGUCUAUGGCGCUGCCCCCUGCCGGCCUUCCCCAGACUGGCUCGGGUGUUGGGGGGCCUUGGGGGCUGCCCCAAGAGGAGAAACGUCUAACUCACCUUUCUUUUCCAGGGCACCUUCCCCUACCUGCUGUUCUUUGGAGCCUUGGGAGCCGUCACCAUCGCCCUCUCCCUCCUCCUGUGGGUCACCCAGAGGCGGAAGGCGAAGGUUUCCUAGAGGCUCUCUUCUCUCCCCUCCUCCUGGCCUGCGGCUGGACAGACACCCUUUGGCUUGGCCAAAAGUUUGUAAUAAAGUCUGGAACACAGAGAGGAAUGGUCCUUGUGGCGGAACCGAACCCCCAGGGCUCAGGGGUCUCUGCCGUGGGGCUGCUGGCCAGAGGGUCCCAGAGGAAGAGGCACCCUGGGCCCCCCCCUUCUCCGCCAAGGCCGCUCUGAUAUCUUGGGAUUCUCACAGGGGGCAGAACCUGCAUCUCACAAGCCUUGCUGCAGUUGCUUCCUCCGAACCCCCAAAAGGCCUCAUGGAUGGGGUCCCUGACGCAGUGCAUGGGACUCUCUCCCAGAAAACCCGCCGGGCGCUAUUUCCCUAGAAAGGUUUGUCCGUUGCCCCCCAGGAAGAGUCAAGCUGGAGACAGGGCAGCUGUGCGUUGACAUCCUCACCCGCAAUUGCCGAAAUGAAGGAACUUCACACUUUCGCUUCUGUGUGUUGACGGCGAGUUGGAAAUGCAGAGGCAGCAGCCCCCUGUGAGCUGCUCACGGCCACCUCCGGUUCAUUCCAGGCAUUUAAACAGCAUUGCCCAAAGGUUGCAUAAGAACUUUGUUUUUAUUUUGAAAUAUUUUUUGUUUUUAUCAAUACAAAUUUACAAUCCAACAAUUAUAUAAUUGUCUCUUGAGAUUCUCUGAAUUGCUUGGCUUCCCCCCGUCCCCUAGAAUGGUUCCUUAUUAAAAUGUUUCUUCUUCUUCUUUGGCGAUCCCUCGUAGCUGAGUAAAAUUGUCUUCCAUAAACACAGUUUUAACAAUGAGUCUGUGAGUGACUGUGGAGGCCAUUUCUGGACCCACAUGUCCUUCCACAGUGGGGACAGAGGUUUCUGGGCAGGAGUUGAUCCCGGUGAGGAUUUGCCAAGCGUGCCUUUCUCUUAGCACGUUUGCCCCUUGCGUCCUGAGUUCGAGUGUCUUCAAAGCCCAGGACACCUUUGGUGAAGGCUCUUCUCCAGUUGGAGUUCUUCUGUUCUCCAAAUUUCAAUUUCCAAAUCAUCCAUGCUUUCAUUACAUUACAAGUGAGUCUCAGAGUCCAGCUAAAGUUUCAAUUUGAUUACAAUGGUCUCCUAAAUAAAUUAUGAAUUUCCCCCAUUAUUUUUAUUAAAUCUUAUCCUCUU